Anopheles stephensi (Asian malaria mosquito) is the source of this 5811-nucleotide messenger RNA. RefSeq names its product trithorax group protein osa (gene tau). Gene Ontology annotation, cellular component: neuron projection. NCBI's taxonomy places the organism in Eukaryota, Metazoa, Arthropoda, Insecta, Diptera, Culicidae. Bases 228 to 2903 code for a protein of 891 amino acids. The record is from RefSeq and is a predicted model, not a curated record. Gene Ontology annotation, molecular function: microtubule binding. The transcript is spliced from 9 exons. Gene Ontology annotation, biological process: microtubule cytoskeleton organization; neuron projection development.
GGGCCGUUCGAACACCGCGGGUGAAGGCAUUCAGUCUUUGCAGUUUGGUGACGCCGGGAGGACCUGUUCCCCGGAAAGCCCGGAGCCAUCCGCCGUUCGGUCUCUAGCGGGGCAUCUAGCGGGCGAAGAGUCCGCAGUACGAAGCGAUCUGAACGCGUCUCGCCGAGCCGCUGAGUGGCUUGGUACGCUUGCAUUCCUGCGUACGCUUGUAGUCGCGGCGUCAAACGAUGGACGUACGUACGGUAAGCUACGUGUCGGGUGGAGUUGAGCAAGCGGUGGAGUUGGGCCAUCCGCAAGCGAAGCAGGCGGCCGGGCGACGCGAACGCACUAUCUCUGGCUCCGAACCUUCAAAGCCACCGAUCCUUGGUGGGCCAAACGUUUAUGGGCCCACUGUGGUUAGUUCUCAGCCGCGAUCGCAACCAUCGGCCCCAGCUGCACCGACACCGUUACCAGCCCCUGGUCCUGUUUCUAUUCCCCCGGCACGACACUCCGCACCACAUCCGCAGGUCCGCUUUCCUGCCGAACCGCGGUCAGAGGUGAAGUUUGCCCCGUCCGUACCGCUUAAGACUCCACUAGUGCGUCCUCUGCUGCCGACACAGCAGCAACCACCGCUUCUGCAGCAUCAUCCACGCGACAACACAACACCGGCCGUACUGCCGGCACCGAUUUCACUCCGUCAGCCGCCCGUCGUCCUCCAGCAGGCACCCUUUGCCGUGAUGGAUCCGGUACGGCCCAACCCCGGCAUGCCUCCCGGUGCACAGAUGAUGCGACCGCCGGCAAACGUAGGUCCACCGAGAACGGGAACACCGACACAACCACCCCGCCCGGGAGGUAUGUACCCUGGGCCCCAUCAACCACCAGGCGUCCCCAUGCCCAUGCGACCACAGAUGCCACCCGGGGCUGGUGUCCCGGGGAUGCAGCCUGCCAUGCAACCGAGACCUCCGUCCGCCCAGGGCAUGCAACGGCCACCGAUGAUGGGUCAGCCGCCCCCUAUCCGCCCUCCCAACCCGAUGGGAGGACCAAGACCAACGAUUUCGCCCCAAAACUCUAACCUUGGCGGACCGAUGCAACCGGGCAUGGGAGGACCUCCUAGACCGCCGAUGCCAAUGCAGGGAAGCGGUGGAAUGGGUGGUCCUGCCGGACCUCCACAGGGUAUGCGUCCGAACUUUUACAACCGUCCAAUGGGGCCGGGAGAUCCCAGCAGACCUCCGUCCGGCAACGAUACGGGUGGAACGACGACAGGUGGACCUCCAUCAUCCGCCACUCCAUCGGUUGAUGACGAUGAGGAUGUGGUGAUUGGACGACUGCCUGCCGACAGCUCGUCGGCACUAAACAGUCCCAAUCCGGCGAGAGCUCCCUCGCGUAACUUUGCCAUGCCUGGGCACCCUUCACCUUCGGCGACCGGUGUCGAGAGGGAAAAAUCCAUCCCCUCCAGACCACCGUCCGUAGCAGGUAACUAUGGCAAGAGCGAGCACGAACUCGACAGUUCAUCAACCGGUAGGCCACUCCACGCACUGAAGGACUUUAUCAGUAAGGAUGCGGCACGGCCGGGCCAAUCGCCCACCCAAUCACCUUCCCCCGGUAGCCAGCAGUCACUAUCGCCGGCAAACACGGACGAGAGCUUUAGCUACCGGCCCGGACCCAUGCCGGGCUCGGGCCAGCAGCAGUACAAAAUGCAACCACCACCUGGAACACGCCCGAGCGUGCAAAGUCCCGCGGCGCCCGUUCCAGUCGGUGGUCGUGGUGGCGACGGCGAUAAGGUUACCUUCCAGAUACCGAACGGCAGAGAAGGCUCCCAAGAGUGGAACUCACGCUCGCGGCCUCCACAGCAGCACAUGAUCCGGACGGGACCGAAAUCACUCACGGCCGAUCACAAAGGUGACAACGAUAGCGGCGUCGACGAGUACACUCAGGAAAAGGAUCGUCCCAAUGCGCUAGCAUCGCCAGCGUCGCCACUGAAGUCACCGAGCAAGAUACCGGGACUAGCCAGAAGACCGGAGAACAUUUCGUCCGAAAGCCGAUCGCGGAGCACCUCGAAGCAGCGCGCCAACGCGAAAACACCGGAAACGCCCUCCGACCAGCCGCUAAUUAAAAAAGUACCAAUGAACAAAAUACAAGUCGGUGGGGCACCAUCUCCGAAUCUGAAGGUCGUCAAGUCCAAGAUUGGGUCGCUGGAAAACGCCAGCCACAAGCCGGGCGGUGGCCAUGUGAAGAUCGAAACGAAGAAAAUCGACAUCAAGGCGGCACCACGAAUUGAGGCGAAGAAUGAUGCGUACGUGCCGAAGGGUGGUGAUAAGAAGAUUAUAAGCACAAAGCUUCAGUGGAAUGCAAAACCGAAGAUUGGUUCGCUGGAUAAUGCUAGCCACAAGCCGGGCGGAGGCGACAAGCGCAUCGAGUCGAUCAAGACCGACUUUAAGGAGCGGGCAAAGCCCAAAAUUGGCUCCAAGGAUAACAUCACGUACAAACCGGGCGGCGGCGACAUAAAGAUCGUAACGCAGAAGCUAGACAUCAAGGCGGAAAGCAAGAUCGGUUCGCUGGACAACCUGAAGCAUAAGCCCGGCGGUGGCGACAAGAAAAUCUUCGACGACAAGGAGUAUCUGAAGAACAUUGAGCAUCCGAUCACGCCCAGUCCUUCCACGCAGCGUUCCUCAUCGAUGCGCCGGAUGACGGCCAGUGUGUCCGGGGUGGAUCUGUGUCGCAGCAUCGACUACGAACCGGUGCGGGUGCCACCCCUAGCAACCGCAUCGCUUACCGCCUCGCUGUCCAUACCGUCCGAGUGUAUCGUGCUGUCGGUGGCCAACGAACCGAGUCCCGAGCAGAAGGUGGACAAGCAAGAACCGGCCCCAUGUUACAUACGAAAGGAUGGGCGUGCUAUACACCCGAAACCGUUCCGAACAUACUAAGGAUAUGGCGAGACAUCGGACAUGGGUUAAAGUCACAGCCAUAGAACGCUUCCAAACAAAUCGAAACCGUAUCUUGCAGUGACCGUGUCCAUUGAAGAAACGAUGUACAAACUAAACUUCUCCUCCACGCUACCGCCGAAUGACGUAUGGCUCCAACCAUUCCAUUAGGCCAGAUUAGGAUUCGCCUUCUCCGUAGUGAAAUGCAUUUUAUUUUGGUUUGUAGUUAAGCAAAUGGUACUUUCCGAAAAUUACAACCUAAACAAAAACAAAGCCUAGGAACUACCCACUGAAAGAAGAGUCCCAAAGGUGCACCAAAGAACUUCCCCAGCAAUUCAAAAAACGAAGAAACAGAAGCAGAGAACAAAAUGACAACCUGAACAUCUUUUCCCGCAUGAGAGAAAAUUUGAAAUCAGAACCGGAGAUGACGCUAAAAACAAAAAUCAGACCCACAAAAAAGAGAGAGUCAGUGACACAGAUAAGGACCGAUUACUACGCCACUCUUUUCGGGAACAGAAAAUAGGGCGAUAAGUAAAUUGGUAACCGACGACACGGCGCUACUAGGCGCUCCAACUUUGUCCCGAGCUAAACAGUCGGUAGUGGAUGGGUCCUCUAACAACUCUAGCCCGCCCUCCAGGAUCCCGCGAGAUCGAAUCCCAUCGAAAACGAGAUCGAUGAUCCCUCGUUCGUUCGUAGAUAUGUCACAGAACUAUGAUGAAUGGAUGUGUUGUUGAAGAGUAGAGUGGAGUGGACCCGACAUCUCUCUCGGUUAAAGAGAACAGGGCUACUUCUACCACUCACAAGACGACUCUUUAGUUUUAGCAAACCUACAUUUAAACUAACCUAUCCUAAUACACAUUGUGUCUCCACACACCAUAUAGCGCAUAGAACAACCACACAUGUUUCACACAAAAUCCACCCCCUUCUAUUAUAGGAUUCUUUCACAGAGCAGAAGAAGUGGAAACUAGUUCUUAAUGGAAACUAGAACACGAGGAUUAGUUGUUUUAUUGUUGUAUAGCAAAUGCAAGAUGUUAGUACGGGUUUGUUUGUUUUUCCCUGCUCAAGGUUGUUUGGAGCGCGAGCGCUUAUCUAUUGUUUGUUUGCUCCCCGAAAAUUUUGGUAUUUGUCGCGCGGCAUUGGCAAAUUCAAAUGAAAACAUGGUUCGAACAUUUCCUUCUUUUUUGUUUUUCCGUUUGUUUCACGAUCAAAAGCAAAAUAAAUAUCAAAAAGUACAAAACGAAUUGUAUUCAGAACACGCGUAUUUCUCUCUCUCUCUCUCUCUCUCUCUCUCUCUCUCUCUCUCUCUCUCUCUCUCUCUCUGUUAGCCCUUCGCUUCUUGCUACAUUCUCUCGGUCUCUUCCCUACACAUCAUCAUCACACAUUUGUUUUUGUCUCGCACUCUCUCUCCUCUACUUUCGAAAACUAACCAUCCGAAACAUCGGGCGAUAAUGGCAGCUUUUGGGGAUCAUACGGGGGAUUAUAAAUGUGGGGGGGUUGAUGGAGGGACCAAACCUAACAACAAACCGUAAUAAUAGUGCACAAGAGCAAACACACAUGCUCUCGCGCGCGUUUUGCCUUUCAUUUUUAAAUAUAAAAUUAUUUAAAGGACACAAAAACUCAGUAUGGCAGCCCCAUGGACACUAUCGGUUGGGUGGCCGGUGUGUCAGCAAAGGACUAGGAUAUGAUGGUGAUUCGAUUUCGCUCUAUCUCCCUUUCUCUCUCGCUCUUCGUUCUUUUUGGGAAUUUAAAUGGGGGGAGGGGAUAAAGUUGAACCUGCUAAUUAGGUGAGGUUCCUUGGCGUUAAAAAACAUUGCAAAUAAUUGACACUACGCUAAACACAAAGCCCCCUUGGGUUUGGGGGGUGUCGGGGGGGGGUGCUAACUUUCUGGCAGUUUUGAGGUAAACCUUACAUCUCUCAAUCACUUCUUCUCUACCCCCGCCCCAAACAGAGUCCCUAUUGCGACUAGACACUACCCUACCGGCUUCAUCUCUACAAACUAUUCGAGACCUGUGUGGCGCCGAUUGUGCUGUGAGAGGCUGCGAUUAAUAAUAGGAAUCUUCUGCUCGUCCCGGAUUGGCUAGUGUUGUUGUUUGCAUUUUUUGUCCAGUUUAUGAAAACGGAUAAAUGGAAAAAAGGUUCGUGUAUAAAAAAAAACCUCGAGGCAUUCGGUACAGACAGGCAGACGAGUGUAAAAAAAAAUCUAAAAAAACCAUUGCUCAGAUUUCGCGUACACUUAACUUCUAAAAACGUGUAAAAAUAGUAAAAAAAAAAACACUUUGGCUCACAUGCUCCCCAUUUCGUCUACCGUCUCGCUUCAUGACUGAUUCUCCUCGCUGUUCCUGAUCCUAAUCCUUUCGGAGGCAGCACGAAGUAAUUAAAAAAAAUACAUAUAUAUACCCUAUAUACUUUCGAUUCUGUUAGAGAUACCAUGGAGGUUGGAUGUUGGAAUGAGAUUUACUCAUGAGAUGGUGGUCGGUGCUUCGUCUCGCCCAUAUCCCCCGAUGAGCCGUUGAGCUACAAACCAUAAAGAAUUGAAGAGAGCAUUUAAAAAACAAAAAAAAUCGCUCAAGCUCACCCGAUGCUGGGAAGAGACGUACGACGAGGCUCUGAAGCACUGAUUUUAAGUGGAAAAAUUAAAAAAGGAAUCUCCAUUUUUCCCGCGUCCUUUCUACAAGAGCAAGAGGCUUUUUUCAGUCCCUGCUAGCAUAAUUAAAAAAAGGCCCUUACGAUUGCUUUCGAGUUGGGAGAUGUCUGCUUCAGUAUGUAAAGAUUAAUAUUGCAAAUAUCCUGUCCGCUUUUCUGACCAUUUUGAACUAGUUUCUUGCUUGCUGCUUAGCUGAUGCGCUAUCGAAGGAAAAACAAAACGAAGCGUUUCCCUCGAUAAAAUGGAAAACCAAAGCCUAGUUCCAC